CAGCCAACCCUAUCGCCGGGAUGUGUGGAGGGGAGGAGAGCCAGGUACUAUAAAUUCAGCAGCCCGGGCACCGCUCCCCAUCCUGCUGGUGAACCCAGAGGAAGCUGCGGCGAGAUGAGGACCAUGGGGCUGAGCCUGGGGCUGGCGCUGCUCUGCCUCCUGCGCGUGGGGGCUGAGGACCUUGGUGCUGCAGAGCUGGACAUGAGCAAGAUUGCAGGGAAAUGGCACAUCACGGCUAUGGCCACGGACAAUGAGAGCUACCUCCAAAAGAAGGAUCUGCUGAAGAUGGCAAUGACGUCCAUCGAGGUCCUGGGGGACGGUGACCUCAAUGUCUCCUUUGCUAUUCCCACCCCGGGGCAAUGUAUGAGACUGAUGUCGAUCUACAAACCAACAGGAGUUCAGGGUCAAUACUACAGCUCUGACAGAGGCUAUAAGACAGCGCAGGUGGUGGACACGGACGGCAAGACAUAUGCAGUGGUCUUUGCCACCAGAGUGAAGGAUGGGAAGACCCUGCAUGCCCUGAGGCUCUACACCAAGACCCGGGAGGUGAGCCCCAGGCUGGCAGUGCUCUUCAGGAAGCUGGCAAGGCAGAGGAGCUUCACCAACGACAUGAUCGUCAUGCUGCCCGCCCAGGACGAAUGCAGCCUCGAUCAGGUGUAGGAGGUGCAGGCUGGCUGGUGGCUGCUCCUGCCAAGCAACGCAAGACCCACACUCUGAAGCUCCAGGCUGUUGCUUCCGCAUGCUUCUUCUGAGCUCAGUGGUGAAGGCCAUGAGACAUCCCCCUCUUCUCCAGCAUUCAAUCCCUCCUUCUUGCCAAAUAAACAGCAACUCACCCCAGA
This is a messenger RNA of Melopsittacus undulatus (budgerigar), 839 nucleotides long. It is a transcript of the gene LCNL1, whose product is annotated as lipocalin like 1. The record is from RefSeq and is a predicted model, not a curated record. The transcript has 7 exons. Bases 115 to 660 code for a protein of 181 amino acids. Lineage: Eukaryota; Metazoa; Chordata; Aves; Psittaciformes; Psittaculidae. Gene Ontology annotation, molecular function: small molecule binding.